CUGAAAGCAGUGUGUGCAAUGAGGGCAGCAGCCUCGCACCCGCUCCCUCCACCACCGUAUGAACACGAGCUGAAGAACGCUCUGUCCUCCAGUGAUGGCAGCUCACUGAGACCAACACACCUCAGGACACGGAUGACAAACGGCACGUUUAUCAACAGUCAUGGGUUUCCACAUGGCCAUAACAGAGAACAUGCAGAUAAACAAAAUACUGGUGAGAGUCCAAGGAAUCUAAACAACCCAGUGAAGGUCUCAAGGAGCCAUCAGGAGCUGCACAGAGAGCUGCUAAUGGCCCACAGGAAGUAAGAGCAGUACUCUUCAUCUCAGUUUGUCAUCUCUAUAUGGAGAAAUAUCGCAAGCGACACUGAUGCUGACCCAACCAGGUCCGUUAGAAAGGAACUGCUACCUUUUCAUAAAUCGCAGAAGCAGUGAAUCGAGGUCUGUUAAAAAUUGAUGACAGUCUCGUUCUCUCUCUCGCUCUCUCUCUCUCGUCUUUUGUGUCACACAAACUACGCUUGGCCACACGGACUGCAAUCGUACACCGUCUCACAUGAGCGCUGUGUCAGGCACUGUAACGAUAGACAUGCACCUUACUGGAUAGCUCUUCUUUACAGCACUGAGAUAUCAUACGGACAGCUGAGACACUGGAUUGGUUAAAACCAGUGCUCAGUUUAGCCUUGGCCACAGAAUGGCAUAAGCAAUUAAAUUGUAACAGUCAUGGUGUAAUACAACUAUAACAAGUGACAAGUAACAGCUACUCUCCUGCAAUGACACUAACUAACAGCACUGCCAACAUAUCGAUUCUGAUUGGUCAGAAUAUGUUGAUACAUUUUCUAUAACUGCA
Messenger RNA from Ictalurus furcatus (blue catfish), 841 nucleotides. RefSeq lists its product as uncharacterized. NCBI's taxonomy places the organism in Eukaryota, Metazoa, Chordata, Actinopteri, Siluriformes, Ictaluridae. The record is from RefSeq and is a predicted model, not a curated record. Bases 19 to 303 code for a protein of 94 amino acids. The transcript has 2 exons.